Molecule: messenger RNA, 755 nt
Organism: Erinaceus europaeus (western European hedgehog)
Lineage: Eukaryota; Metazoa; Chordata; Mammalia; Eulipotyphla; Erinaceidae
Gene: TP53TG5
Product: TP53 target 5
Exons: 3
Coding region: 115-651 (178 amino acids)
Source: RefSeq, a predicted model, not a curated record
GGUGGUGCUGCCACUUUGCAGGGAUUACAGAUACCUUUUGGGAAAGGCUCCUUGCAGCAUCUAAUUCUUCUGGUCAACUCUACCUUUCUGAGAUCCUUCGAGCUGGACUUCUAAAUGCAGCCAGUCAAGAAACAUCAUGCCAAAAGGACUAGGCACAACACUGUCUGCAAGGAUAUGAAAUACAAUAAAGGAAAGCUUCAGGGAGCUAGGUUCUCCAAGAAGAAAUUAAAGGGGUCCCAGGGGUGCAAACCUGAGAGUUUGAGGCCCAAAGUGCUGUUGGAGGAGAAGGCAAAGCAGUCACUGGUCGCAGUGUCACAGAGAGAAGAGCAAGUGGGGCCUGAUGUCCCAAGGACAUCGAAGGGUCAUGGCCCGACUACCUGGCCUGGAGCCCAGGGGAGGCAAGCACCCACUGUGGAGCCCCAAGUAAUCUUCGUGAAGACCCACCGACAUAGGAUUCCCACAGGGGACAUGGAGGAGCUGCAAGAAGCUGACUCGAUGAUGUGGUUUGAGGGGCUGCCCACACGAGUCCACCUCCCAGGUCCCCGGGUGAUGUGCAGAUCCUCCACACAGCGCUGGGUCAAGCGCUGCUGCACCCGCUUCUGUUCUGCCUCACUGGAGCUGCCUAUGUGCCAUCCAUAUAGGAUGAUGUAACCUAGGAUGGGAGCUAGGAAUGAGGACAGAGAUGCAGGCGAUCAGCUGAACUGGAGGGAUGGGAGGGAAAUUUUGAAUCUACAAAUAAAACCUCCCACAAGUCA